Molecule: messenger RNA, 444 nt
Organism: Trichosurus vulpecula (common brushtail)
Lineage: Eukaryota; Metazoa; Chordata; Mammalia; Diprotodontia; Phalangeridae
Gene: SNTN
Product: sentan, cilia apical structure protein
Exons: 4
Coding region: 1-444 (147 amino acids)
Molecular function (GO): protein binding; transition metal ion binding
Source: RefSeq, a predicted model, not a curated record
AUGUGUGGCUGCACCAUCAGCACUAGGGAUCAAAAGCUCUGCUCCGGAGGGGAAGCCCAUCCUUCGGCAUCCCCUACAGCAACCUCCCUGCCUCCAACGAUGCCGAAAAGCAUUCCAAUAUCUAAACAACUGUCUUCUGUGAAAGCUCUGGGGAAAAGCUCAGACUUGGAGAAAGCCUUUGCUACUGCAGCUCUGAUUUAUAAUAACUCUUCUGACCCAGAUGGUAAACUCAGUAAAUCUGUCGCCAAAAACUUACUGAAGACCCAGUUUAUGAAUUUCAUCCAGGGACAAGAAAACAAACCCAAGUACAAAGAGCUCCUUUCUGAGCUUGAGGAGCAAACAGAGAAUAAACUGGGUUUUGAAGAUUUCAUGAUCUUGCUCUUAAGUAUUACUCUAAUGUCGGAUCUGCUCCAAGAAAUCUGGACAUCAAAAAUCCCCAAGUGA